AUGCGCGGCGCAUGGCAGCAGCUUUGUCUGGAGAGGCCUGAGUUCCAUUGGGACUGGGAGACCUUCGCCAGGAGAUGGCAUGGGCGGUCCAGCUUCCAAACGGCCGAGCAGCUCCUGGGGGCCCCAGACCCAAAUCCAAAGCCCGACCUGGACUGCAAGUGCUUCCGCUACCAGAAGGAGACGCUCGAGGACAUCAAUCACAUACAGCACAACGUGAACUUCGCUCGGAAAAUGUUUGAGCCAAGUGAGAUCACCCAGGAGAUGCUGGACAACGCGAGGGAUGCCAUCGCCAAGAAGAAAGACAUGAAGGAAGACGAGGCCUCCUCCGUCGACACCAGCAGUCUGUGGUAUGUCAAGCUUUCGGAGGACUUGGCCAAACGAGCAAAGAGCGGAGCCAAGGUCUCGGUCAAGCGUGGUGAGGAGGAGCUUCAGGCAUGCCUGGUGUCCUAUCCAGACAAGGUCGGUGCCCGCAACAGCUUGCGGCACAGAAAGAAGGCUCUCUGGGAGCUUUGCCCUGCGCCCGGCCCGGAUGACAAGAAGGUGCCGGAUGAGGACCCCUUCCCCUGCGGUGGGAGAGAGAACUUGCGCGACGAGAAGUUCAAGUGGAAACCGGGCGAUGCUUUCGAAUUCAUAGGAAGCUGCAGGAGCUCCCUGGCCCUUCGGCAUCCGGGCAUGAAGGAUUACGACGAGGACGGAGACGAAAGGUUCGACUUGGCCGUGCGGGACAUGACCCGAGAGCACCGCAAGAAGCUGCGAGAGGAGGCCAAGGAGGCCAAAGAGGCCAAAGAGGCCGAAGCCCAAGAGGCUCAGAUCUUUAUCGGACCCAGAUCCUUCGACGGAGUGCUUCAACGUUUCACUUCCCCUGCGACCGGCCUCGUCACGGGAAAAGUGGAAGGCCCUUCCUUCCCCAUAGUUAUGUCGCUUAUCAUCGCUGAAGAGAUUUUUUCAUUCCGCAGCCCAUUUACUCCAGGUUUGCGCAGCUUGGGCGAAGUUGAGUUGAGUGACUGCCCUUGCGCACAAAGAGCGUUACUGGAAGCACAGCAGAAAAUCAACGUGGCAAGGGCAAUGCUCAAUGAAGAGGCGGGGAACCCCAUCUCCGAGCAGGUGCGGGUACGUCCGGUGCUUGAGCGAGAGGUGGAGCACGGUACUUAUCAUGGAUGUAUCGCCAUCGCCCACGAGAGAGUCUACAUCAGCACGGAAGACAAGCCCGUGCUCAUCGGAAGCAAGGACGACCCCUUGCCGGAAGGAAUCCGCGCCUACCCUGGCUUCGAUGGCCUCCUGGACCAGGACGCCUCCCAGGAGGAUGUUUUCCAGUCCGCCGGAAAGGAGGCCGUUGACGGAGUGCUGCUUGGCCUGAAUGCCGCCAUCAUGGCUUAUGGCCAAACCUCGACGGGAAAGACGCACACCAUGGUGGGCGACCGUACACGUCCAGGCCUCUGCCUCAAGGCAGCAGGGCACCUCUUCUCCGAAGCUGCGCUAUGUGGAUCGCAGAUCGAGGUUCAGGCUUCCUUCCUCCAGCUCUACCUCAACCACAUCACGGAUCUUCUCGUAGCCGAUGGCCACGAGCGCUCGCUGAAACUGCGGGAGGUGGUGGGCGAAGAAGCGACGGACACAAAGGUCGAGGGGCUCUCAGAGAGGUUGGUGCAGUCGAUGGACGAUGUUGCAGCCGUCCUCGAGGAGGGCAACCGACGACGGCAGCAGGCGUGCACUGCGCUGAAUGCCAGCUCAAGCCGGUCCCACGCAGUGCUGAUCCUCAACGUCAGCCUGUGGACGGGCACGAGGUCCGACGAGGAGGGCGAGGCCGAAGCCACUGUGGCGAAGCUGUACCUUGUGGAUUUGGCUGGCAGCGAGAGGGUGAAAGACUCCGCCGCCGCUGGGGACCGUUUCACGGAGGCGGUUCACAUCAACAAGUCGCUCUUUGCACUGCAGGGA
Symbiodinium sp. CCMP2456 is the source of this 1932-nucleotide messenger RNA. NCBI's taxonomy places the organism in Eukaryota, Dinophyceae, Suessiales, Symbiodiniaceae. The record is from the annotation of a GenBank genome assembly.